This is a messenger RNA of Neolamprologus brichardi, 6175 nucleotides long. Lineage: Eukaryota; Metazoa; Chordata; Actinopteri; Cichliformes; Cichlidae. The record is from RefSeq and is a predicted model, not a curated record.
CUGAGUCACUUAAAUUUAGUCUUUAAACCCAAAGUUGAGCUGCAAUUCCAACCAUCCUGAGUGCUGCGAUGGAUCUCUUUGUCAAGUUUGUAAUAUACACAUUAUUUUUGGUUUGACAUUGAAAAUAAGUUUCUGCAGUCAUUUAGUGUUGCACUUCUCUAAAUUAAAGGUUGUAGCCCUGCAGCAGGUGGUGGUGUACCCCCCCCUUUGAGCUGUGACAGUUGCCAUAGGCUCCAGCCCAACCACAACUCUGAAUUAGAGAAGUGGAAGAAUGAUGAAUAGACUCAUAUAAAGCUGAAAGACUCUCAAAAACAGCUUCUGUUAAAGCAUGCACUUUCUCAUAUUGAAUCAAAUAUCAUCCUUUUGUUUGACCCUCACUGAUAUUCCUCUCAAAUACGAAGAGGGUGGCAGCAUUUUUAACCUCCGAACCAGGAUUCAUUUCUCCUUCUAGAAAGUUUCUUCAGAUGUGCAGAACCGUUACAAUAACUCUGAUCACAGACAGAAGUUCAUGGAGACUUAAUGGUUAAAAUUGGUGGAUUAGAUCUUUAACUUGAUAUUAAAACUUGUGUUUUAAAUAAAUUGUAGUGCUAACUGACAGAGUCUGGGGUUGAGUAGGUCCUUGUUCCACCUUUUUUUCUAAGUUUUAAAUUAAAAUAAGUCAUUAAGAUGUUGCAUUGCACUCAUAAUCUGAAUUGGAAUCAACUGAAUGACCCUCUUUUUGUAUCUUAUGUUUGUUUUGUUAACAUUUGUACAGAGUGUGACUGUAUAAAUAAGAGGCUAUAAACCUCCAGGUGUCUCAUACAGAACGCCUCCUGCAGUAUUUUUCCUUCUUACAAUAGACACACCCUCUGGAAAAAAGUAGGCCUGAACAAAGAGGUGCUGAGUGCCCCAGUGGCAUAUUUGGCAUGGCACGAAUACAAUACAGUUCUUGCUGAGAAGGAAUUCAACUUGUAGAGCAGCAAGAGAAGAUGAUAGUUUCAUCAAGAUAUACGCGCAAUGUGAUAUUUUUGCCCAGUCAUAAUGACUCCACCUGGGAAGUCUUCCGUGUUCGUGCAAUAAAUGUCCUGGUUACUUGUUCCACUGAAUCACCUGAUUUGCAUUCCUGCUUUUUUUACCCCUUGUUUGCUCAGGCUGCUUGCACCAAAAACCAGGAAGUGAGCAUGAGUAGCCUGUCUGCUGACAGGAAGAUGCCGGUGGAUCAUGGCGUUCAGAUCCGCUUCAUCAAAGACCUCCAUGACACAGGCGGCGUUUAUCCUGAUAAAUCCAGGGGAAACAACAGUGCGGUGACUCCUUCCAACAAAUAUGGUGUGGCAGUGAGGAUUCAGGGAAUCUCUGGGCAGCCUUACGUGGUCCUGAAGGAUGGAGAGAAAGGCGACUCAUACGGAGUUCAGUUAAAAACCCCCACCUCCAGCUCGGGGGCACCGUCACCGUACAACAGCCUUCCAAAAAUUAAUAAAGUUCCGAAAGAAUUCUUAAAUCCCUACACACCUGCUGACAACUCAUCACAGUCCCCUGUUUCCCCAGCAGAGGAUGAGGAUGGGGAAAUUUUUGGGAGCCCUCUCAAAAGACCUCCAGGGGAUGGUCAAGCAGGGACACAGGGAGAGGAGGAGAAUGGGAUGGGCAGAGAAAAACAGGUAGAGAAGCCGAAAGCUGAACCCCUACUCAAAGCGACACCUAGUGAAACAGAGAAAAACACAGACUGGACAAGUAAAGGAACAUAUAACGAAGCAGGACUUAAACCUGUCAAAUUUAACCCCGUGGGACCCAGAGGGGUAAACCAAACUGGCUCUGGUUUCACCGGCUCUUUGGGGAGGUACCGUGAUAAGAAACCAAAUCCAAAUUCUUUGUCACAGUCAUUCCCCGAACCUCCAGCAUCAACUAACGAGGAACCUGUCCCUGUAAUCGACACCAACUCCCUGGCUCCCAUCAACAAGCUCAUCAGUAAGUUCAACAGUGGAACACCGGGUAGCGCCCAACAGACCAGAGGGCGCUCUGGAGCGAGGCAGCGGCUCGGAUUUGAAGAGCGGAAAAGGUCCACGAGUCUUGACGCUCGAAAAGUUGUUGAGCCAGAAGUUUCCCUCCCCUCUCCAACACUGAAUCCCUACGCUUCACCCCAGUUUACCUCCUCCAGCAUUGAGCUCAAGAGCCAGGCUACUCCAGCAAGUAGCAGCCUCGGAAAGAGCCCUCGAUCUGUUGCCAAGGUGACAGCUUUUGAGGCUCCCAAGUCAAAUUUCAAGAUACCAGAGAAGUUUAAUGCCAAGAGCACGCCUCCAACUAUAGCAAAAAAGCCUGAGACACUUCCUAGAAGUCAAAGUGCAGAGAUCAUGCGUGGGGGAGAUACUCCAAUCAAGCAAACUAGCUUCAACAUCCUGAAAAACAGCAUCGGUGACAGUGAAGGAUUCCUUAAACCAAAAGUCAGCCCCAUUGCUGAAACAACCAGCAGCUUAAAGAAGGAAGGAUCUGAUGGAAGCCUCAAAACAGGGAAUCUUGAGGAACUUCAGGAGCAAAUCAAACGCCUCAAAAAAGAACUGCAGCAAGCCCAGGAAGAACUGGCCGAGGAGCGUAUCGCCAGAGAAAUCGCAGAAUCACGUCUGCAUAUGCUGGAAGAUCAGCUAGCUGAGCUUCAGGAAGAACUGAGGAGGGUUUCCGAAAACUCAUCUCAUUCAGACUCGAUGCAGACGGAUGUGGCCGCUCUGCAGGCCCAGCUGGCUGAGGCCACCGUUCUGCGCCAGCGUCUAGAAGAUACGCUACGCCAGCGAGAGCGGGAGUUGACGGCCCUGAAGGGGGCACUAAAGGAGGAGGUGGAGUGCCACGACAAAGAGAUGGAGAGUCUGAGGGAGCAGUACAGCCAGGAUAUGGAGGACCUGAGAAAAACCAUGGAGCAGUUCACACAGUCUCAGGAGCAGAUCGAAGAGGAGAGGGAGAGGGUGAACGCCUCCGUGUUGACACUAGAGCAAGAGCUGGAGAGCUGGAGAGAUCAGGGAGAGCAGUGGAAGACGGAGCUGGAGGCCACCACGCAGGAGCUGCAAACGACCAAAGAGGAGAACGAGGCGAACCCCAGCAGCCAAACCUUGCAAAAAUCCCAUUUGGAAAAGGAAGACUUGGAGGGUGAGCUAAAGGAUCUUCAGGAUUCAUUGCUUGCCAAGAAGAAACAAACGUCUGCGUCUGAUGAUAACCGUUCUUUAGCAGAGGAGCUUCGGUGUUGCCAUAACGACCUGAAGAGGGCUCGCACCGAUCUGGACAAACAAAGAGGUCAGCUGGACGAGAAUAUCGAGGCACUUCAAGCUCUGAAGAAGGCGAGCGGAGAGAAAGAGGCCGCACUUCAGUCCGAGAUCAGCAAGUUGAAGGAGCAAUUUCAGAAAGACAAGACUGAGCUGGAAAAGGCACUCGAGAAGGCAAAGGAGUCGUCAGCUGAUGCAGGAAGUACUGUGGUGGACCACGGCAACAACAACCUGGAGCUCCAAGAGACAAACAGUCGCCUGAGGGAAAGGCUGGCCCGCAUGACAAAGCUUCACUCCAGCAUGCCUCGGAGCCCGGAGGACGAGGAUGCCGUGGAAGCCCUGGAGGAUGAGAACCGCUCCCUGAAGUCUCAGCUGGAGGAGGCCAAGAGAGGAGCCGCCCGCCUGAGCAAGGAGAGGGACGAGCUGGUCCGGCGGUUGGAGGACCGAGACAUGGAGAGGGAGGCGCUGAGGAGGGGCAAAAGCGAACUGGAGGAGCAGAAGAGGCAGCUGGAUCGGGCGGUUGAAAAGCUUAACAAAGAGGUGGAGCUGAUGAUGGGAGAUUCUCGUCACUCGGUAACCAACCUGCAGAUACAGUUUGAUGAAUACAGGGAACGCUCGAGGAAGGACCUGCUGGAGACGCAGCGCAGCAGUAAGGACAGGCUGGCCGAGCUGCAGAGGGCUCAGACCAACCUGAAGGGCCAGCAAGAAGAGGAUAAAAUUAAAACCCUGGAGAUCGAGCUGGAUGAGGAGAAGAGUAAUGUGGAGCUUUUGAACGAUCGCAUUAGCAGAAGCCGAGAUCAGGUUGACCAGCUUCGUUCAGAGCUCAUGCAAGAGCGUUCAGCCAGACAUGACCUGGAAAUGGACAAGAGUGCACUGGAGAGACAGAUGAAGGAACUAAAGUCCCGUGUGGCAGACAUGGAGGGACAGCCACGACCCUCGGCUGGAAUCACACUUCUAGAAACCAAAAUUCAAGAGUUAGAGGAGAAACUACACAGUGAAGAAAGAGAGAAGGCCACGAUCCAGGCUUCUCAGAGGCGGACGGAGAGAAAGCUGAAGGAGCUAAACGCCACAUUAGACCAGGAGAGGAGCCAGCACGUUGAGCAGAGAGAUCAGUUGACGCUGCGCGUGAAAGCCUUGAAGCGUCAAGUCGACGAGAGCGAGUUAGAGGUGGAGCGCUUGGAGGGAGUCCGCCGUAAAGUUCUCAGGGACUUGGAAGAGCAGCGGGAGCUGCAGGAAGCACUGCAUGCCAAAGUGACAACGCUGGAGAGUGAAUUAAAGCGGAAGUCGCAGCAGACACAUCGCUCGACUCUGUCCUCCUCUGCUUUAAGCUCUGAGGACGAGGACGGUUUCUAUGACAGCAAAAUCUCCUCUGAAUGAGAGUCCUGAACAAGAGCGACCCACACACCUCCAACUGCUAAAUGACAGUGACUACUAGUAUGACAAGACCACAAAACUUUUUUAAUCUUGAGCAUAAACACAUUUUCUUGUAUGAGGUUCCACUUUUGCCAAAGUUAUGUUUCCCUUGUGUCUUUUCAACUUUAAGCUUUAAACCUGCUGUGUUGCUGAGCUUUCCAACACUGUGCAGAAAGAUUAUCUGAAAUGUAGCCAGCACAUUCUCAAAAUGUCAACAAACCACUGAAGCUGCGUCUGAAACCAAAUCCAGAACACAGCUUGUGUAACUGGAGUUUUGCCAUCAGUGGGUCAUUUGUCGGCUGUCAAACGACGGCGAGAUGACAGCAACGCAAAAGGACGACAUAACAAAACAAAAGGGAGCACGACAAGUCAGAACAGCAUCAAACAACAGCGGUCAAACAGCAAGAUGUUUGAAUUGAAACGGCGUGACGUGACCAUAAUUUUGGCACAUAACGAGCCUCGUAUGUGCACAGAAAUGUAUUCAAGUCCUCAGUUUUGUGAAGUCAUUUGCGCCUCUCAGUUGGUUUUAUUUUCAGUUCGGCGGUCCAGUCCAGAGGCGGGCGGUCGUGAUCAUUACACUGCAUUUUUGAGCCUUCCGAUGUGAUUACGAUCACGCCAGUGCUGCCACAUUUUAUCAUUCUCGAUCUUUCGUUUCUCUUUUACAUUGAGAAGAAUUUACAACUGCUGCAGAUUUCUACUUACUGUGCUUCAGCUUGUGUUCUCAAGAAACUUCUUUACUGUGUUUCUACAAUAAUUACUGUUUAUUACAGCGCUAGUAUCUGACAUUGUGGUACUGUUUAUGUUCCCGUCGUACGGUAGAUGUGCAGUUUCAUAUCACAAACCAAGAAACAAAAAGGCUUCGUUUGCUUCUGCAUGUUAAGUUAUUUCUUGUCAGUGUUUGAAGCUCUUAGUGUUUCUUUGUGUAUCCAAAGUGAUGUAAUGUUUAGUUUUUUUGUUUUACUUUGAAUGUGACUAUUACAGGCAACUUAAUCUGAGUCUUCAUUUUUACACUGGAUAGCCGAGCAUACCUGAAGACAAUCAAGUACACAUACAGCACUUUGUAGCUUCAAAGAUUAAACUUUUCCCCGUGAUGCUUUUUUACUCCACCCAUCGUAUUUCUCAUGCGGUUUCAUGUGCAUGUCUUCACUCAGAUGCCUUAAAAACGAGACCCAUAUUUUUAUUUUAAUUGCCGCAUGUGUUCUGUUUAUAAGCUGCUGCUGUAAUGAUUUAAAUAGUAUUUUAUAUGCUUGCCUUUGCUUGCGUCUUCCUCUUUUCGUCCCCUGUUGGAAGAGAAGCAGAUUUCCUACUCUUUUUUUUGCACCAGGUUGUCCUAAAUGUUGCUUUUAGUCUCCUAAAAAUAUUUUAUUGGAGUUGUUUAUAACACGUUAAACAUGUUACGUUUGUGACACAUUUGUUUAUACUGGGGUAAUUCAGUAACAAUGGUGUUAAAGUUAAGAUGAGUUUAUUAAGCUGACAUAUGGCACAAAACUUUGUAAGGUUCCCAACAUUUUGUGUACAAUAAAAUAAAGAAUAUGAACCUU